Molecule: messenger RNA, 561 nt
Organism: Sphaerodactylus townsendi
Lineage: Eukaryota; Metazoa; Chordata; Lepidosauria; Squamata; Sphaerodactylidae
Gene: GNRH1
Product: gonadotropin releasing hormone 1
Exons: 4
Coding region: 164-433 (89 amino acids)
Biological process (GO): multicellular organism development
Cellular component (GO): extracellular region
Molecular function (GO): gonadotropin hormone-releasing hormone activity
Source: RefSeq, a predicted model, not a curated record
GAUAACAAUCAAAGGCCGCAAUUACUGUCAGCAUGUGAAAGGCAGAGAUGGCCUCCCCGUGAAGAACGGGUUCUUAUAAAAGCACUGUGGUGAGACUCCCCAAAAGUCAUCCGAGGCACCUUAGCCCUUUCAUUUCUUCUGUCAGUGAAUCAGGCUACAGAAGAUGGGGAGCAUUUUCACAAGCUUCCUUCUGUUGCUCAUAUGUGUGACAAUCGGCUCAACACAGCACUGGUCCUAUGGUCUGCAACCUGGAGGAAAAAGGGAUGCUGAAAACCUGAUAGAAUCUUUCCAAGAGAUUGCAAAUGAACUGGACGAACAGGAGGAACUGAAGCGUUUUGAAUGCAGAACCACAUCUCAGAACCCUACCUUGCGAGGACUGAAAGGAGCCCUAGCAAGUCUGAUUAACAGGGAGACUGGGCGAAAGAAGAUUUAAAUCUCCCAAAUGAAAUGUACGAAGUCCAACAUAUGUUUUGUUGUAUAUUGUAGAAUAUGCAGGAGUAUCUUUAGAAUUUUAGUUUGAGAAUGGACCCAUAUUCAUGAACUUUCUGUGUCUAUGUUAAC